GCACGGCCGAGUUGUGUUUUCAUCAUGUUCUCCUUCUUGCUCACCUGAUAAGGUCAUGUCCUGGUGAGGGUUAUCAGCUGUUUCACUUGGCCCUGCUUCUUAGACGUCUGCUAUUUCUCAUGACACCAAAACACCAGGUGGAGUUUGUGGAGCACUUCCCUCCUGCUCAGGAGGAGAACCUGUGUGUGUGGCGCCACACUCUGCUGAGGGGUCUGUGCGCAGAGGCAUGUAUGCGGGUGGAGAAAGAGGUGCUUUCCAGGGCUUCUGUUGUGCUGCAGGAAUGGCAGAAUAACAGCUACAGGAUGGGAGAUAUACCAAAACUUAACCGGAUACUAGGCUGUGUGCUGAUGUUGAUGGGCGGAAGCAACCUGCAGGCUGAGUGUGUGAUAUCUUCUGUGAAGAUCAUCUCUCAGCUGUGGAGUUGCAUGAGUAGCAACCAGGUGCAGGUUCAUCCUCCUCUCCAGUGCACUGUAAAGUUACUCCUGUCAAUAUCAGCUGUUCUGAUCAGCAGUAUAGAGCCACAUGUCAUUGUGCAGGCCGUUUCCUGUUUGAGUGGGUUGACUAUCCAGAAAUGCCCUGAUGACCUUCUUUUAGCUGCUUUGGAGUUCCUUGCUUCCAUGGGAAGAAUAUUUAUUUCUCCCAAUAUUCAGUGUCAAGUUUUGCCCAGAAUCAGUGGUCUGUUAAAUGGUCUCCUGACUCACCCAUCCUGGCUGAUCCUCCAUCAUGUCCUGGAGGCCUUUGGCCUCUUUGCAGAGAUAACCAACCAUGAGGAAGUGAUUUCUCAGACAUUGACAUCAGAGGAGAUCAAAACCAAAGUGUUAAACUUUCUCAGUAAGACCGUCUCACACCAGGAGUCCAAGGAAGCAAGACUAGAACGUCUGAAGGAGUGGAGGAGUAUAAUAGAGAAACACUGUGAGCAAAUGGAGCGUGAGACCAGCUCACCUGUACACACGCCACUUACUGAGGAGCCAUGUCCGAAGAGGGCAAGACAGGAGACGGAAGUAGAAGAGGAGUAUGAGCGAUACCUCCAGACAGCAGAAAGUGCCUUGAAAGCCCUGCAGGCAAUAGUGGGGCCAGACCACAACAUGUCCCCGCCUCAGUGGGUCAGGACCAGACUUGAGGUCUUACAGACACUGAUAACUCAAAUCAACACCACUGCAAUAGAGCAGCCCUGAUUCAACUACAACACCUCUUAUGGCUGCUUUUAACACAAUGCUGUCUUUGUUCCAUGUCACUACGUUUGCUAAAGUCACCCAAGAUAUUUGUAUAAAAGUUGUAUUUUUUAAAGUUUCUAUGGAAAAGAGUCACUCC
Molecule: messenger RNA, 1311 nt
Organism: Sinocyclocheilus rhinocerous
Lineage: Eukaryota; Metazoa; Chordata; Actinopteri; Cypriniformes; Cyprinidae
Exons: 10
Coding region: 120-1175 (351 amino acids)
Source: RefSeq, a predicted model, not a curated record